This is a messenger RNA of Lathyrus oleraceus (garden pea), 1732 nucleotides long. RefSeq lists its product as uncharacterized. The coding region runs from base 202 to 1560 and encodes 452 amino acids. NCBI's taxonomy places the organism in Eukaryota, Viridiplantae, Streptophyta, Magnoliopsida, Fabales, Fabaceae. The transcript has a single exon. Gene Ontology annotation, cellular component: cytoplasm. The record is from RefSeq and is a predicted model, not a curated record.
GAAAUGGAGAGAAUUGUUGUAAAAACAAAACACUGCUGUAGUGGGCUGUAAGAAAAACAAAACAAAACCUCUCCUGUAAUUUUUCUUAUAUCAUCUUCAAAUCUGAAAAUGGAAUACUUCAUUGCUGUAGACACCAAGCCCCUCUCCUGCAGGCUUCAGAUAACUUCGUUCACUUCGUGAUCUUUCGUUAACCUUUUUCUCAUGAAUUUCUUCAAAUCCGUUUUCUCCGAUGAUCCAGAUCCUCCUCAACCCGAACCCAACGAUUCAGAUCCCAAUCCCAAUUCCGGCGCCGACGACGCUUGGAACUUUGGUGGACUCAUCAAAACCCUCACAUCCAAAUCCGAAUCCAUAAUCGAGACUUAUCGUCGUGAUCUACAGGAAUUCAGCACCGGCUUGAAGAGCGAGAUCGAAGUUGCUCAAGAUUCGGUUGGUGAGAUCGGUAGCACCGUCAUUAAAUCAACUGCUCAGAUCAUAUCUCAAGGUAAGGAAGCCAUCCUUGCUGUUAACCUCGAUUCAGAUUCUGAUAAUGGUACCACCACGGCGAGUCGCGAUUCGAGCCGAUUGGAUUCGAAGCGAUAUAGUAGGUUUGAUGCCCAGGUUGGUGCUAUUCAGGGGGAUGUUAGCACUUACACUGAGGUGCCUGAGGAUUUGAACGAAUUCAAUGAGUGGAAAUUAGGGUUUGCACUGGAUGGGAGAAGUGAUGAAAUGGAGAGUCUUUUUAGAGAGAAUGAUGCAAUGGAGAGUGUUUAUAAAAAGGUUGUUCCAAAUGCUGUUGAUCAUGAAACUUUCUGGUAUAGGUAUUAUUAUAAGGUUUAUAGACUCAAGAAAGCUGAAGAUGUUAGGGCUAGGCUUGUUAGAAGAAUAUCCAGGGAAGAGGAGGAUUUGAGUUGGGAUGUUGAAGAUGAUGAGGAGGAGAAUGAAGGUGAAGUUAAACCAGAGAUUGUGAUCAAUAAGGAAAUUGGUGGUGAAAAUUUGGGGAAAAGUGUAGAUACUGAUUUGAAAAUUGGUGCAUCUAGCUCUGGUGCUAGUGAUGAGAAGAGAUUGAGUGUGGAAGUAGAAAAGAGAGACAAUUCGAUGCAAAGCAAUGAACAUGGUAAUGAGAUGGUUAAGUCUGUUGAAGAAUCACCUGUUGUUGAGAAAGCUGAAGUUGUUCAUGAGAUGGGUGGUGGAAGUGAGGAAAAGAAUGAGGAUGGCGGCGUUGAUAAAGCAUCAAAGUUGGAAAUGGGCGAUGAUGCUGCAAAUAAGGAUGGUUCGGCGGCUGCGUCCAAUGAGAAAGUGGUAAUACUGGAAACGAAGGCUUCUGAUGUAAAAUCUCCGGGUAAGAAUAAUGAGUCAUCAGUGGUUGAGAGUCAGCCCAUGGAAAAUGAGGAGGAAGAGGAUCUUGGGUGGGAUGAUAUAGAGGAUCUUAGCAGUAUUGAUGAUAAGAAAGCAGCUCAAUCUGAGAGUCAGGGUGGUAGCACCAGCAAGGUUGAUUUGCUGAAGCGCCUUAGUACUGCAGAGGAAGAGGAAGACUUGAGUUGGGACAUUGAGGAUGACGACGACGAGCCUGUUAAACCUUGACAUAUUUGAUUCAUUCUGUUCUGAUUUCUUUAAAAAAAUAUAUGUGCAUUUUUAUCAAAAAGAAAUUUGCAUGUUUUUAUUUAUUUAUUUGUUGAACUAAGAUAGAAGUAAUGUUGUGAAUUUGUGAUAUGAUUUCUAUACCUGAAAUGCAUGAAAAGCAUCUUUUUCUGUA